Messenger RNA from Leishmania mexicana MHOM/GT/2001/U1103, 1719 nucleotides. RefSeq lists its product as hypothetical. Gene Ontology annotation, biological process: mRNA splicing, via spliceosome. The coding region runs from base 1 to 1719 and encodes 572 amino acids. NCBI's taxonomy places the organism in Eukaryota, Euglenozoa, Kinetoplastea, Trypanosomatida, Trypanosomatidae. Gene Ontology annotation, cellular component: spliceosomal complex. The record is from RefSeq and is a predicted model, not a curated record. The transcript has a single exon.
AUGCCUGACAUGAGCUCAAGCGACGAUGCUCCGCCGCACAAACGCCUCGCCUCAGAGCAGUCCAAGCGUGACAGCGGCACCCAUGUCGGUGCCCGAGAACACAUCCACGAUGCCCCAGCGCUAAGCGCACGCACACGCUUUCUACGAGAGCUGGAGCGGUACGCCAGUGAUGACGAUGAUUAUGGUGGCAACGCGGGCGCCGUUGCCGUCGGCGCCGGGUCCAUGCGGCAGACGAACCACGCAAACGGAGCACCGCAGAGGCGAUCCGAAUUCCCGAUGGCAUCGGCAACGCGCGCUGCUGCGCCGUCUGUCGGCCCAUCAAGCAGCUCAGACUUCUUCUUCGGUGGCGAAGACGACCCGCACGGCAAAGAGGGCGAUGACGCCGUCGGUGAUGAUGCGAUGUGGAGCACGGCAUUCGCUUCCCCGCUAGCGAGAUCCUUCAACGGCGCCCCCGUCACUGACUCCACCAGCGACAGCGGCAUAAAAGGCAGUGGUGCAGCACCAUCCCGUGUUGGCCUGCAGCUGCUGCAUCACAUGCACGCGCUCAACACAUCCGGCGACCGCAGAAGCAGCGGACACAACCCCGUCGUUCAUUCAGCCGCAGCCAAGGCAAAAACGAAACCCCAUACGUCACUCACACCGACGUCAUCUGGCGACUUCGAGGUCGUUCACGCGUAUGUGCCACUGAGCACAGGCGGCUUCCUGAGCACGGCCAACGCGGCGCAUGACACGAUGGAAGGGCAUCAAGUGCGCAUCGGCGACGUUCUCUCUCUGCGGAAGCCCCUCAGCUGCGCAGGCCCACCAUCGAGCAGCGCAGUGGCGAGUACGCCUGUCUCCUCUCCUACAACUUCAACUGCCACUCCGUCUACCGCAGCCUCCGCCCUCACCACCGGCUCGGUAGUGGAGGACGUCGCGCAGAAGGCAAUGUGUCACUUCAAGAGCGCCGCCACCUUCACCUCCGAGGAGCAGAAAUAUGGCCGGAAGCUCAGUCCUGAUAUGGUGCGCCUGCUCUUCGAGGUCACGCGGGUGGAUUAUCAAGGACGCACCAUUGAGGCGCUCUUCCUGGACGGCACACGCGCGAAGGUCUUCUUCUUCGAGGCGCGGCCGGCAGGGUACGUGGAACGGAAGCUGUACGCAACGUGGAAGGCCGAUCCAGCAAGUCGCCCUGUGGCCGUCAUCCAUAGCAACGCGUCGUCGCCGACCACGUCGUUGGCCCCAAAUGGGGCCGGCUUGCCAUCCUCCGCGCCGUCACCUGCGCUCCCGCCGCCGCCGCCGUCAGUGACCGCUGUCGCGUGGUGGGUAAUCCCGCGUCUUCUCGUGCGUGUCACGACGGAGGCAGCCGGCGACUGGUACGGCAAGAAGUGCGUCGUCAAGACCGUGCAGCGAAGCGAGAACCGCGUCCGGCUGAUGGAGUGGGUGGAGGAGGGCCGCAGCGGCGGCGGUGAGAGUGGCAGCAGGAGCGUCCACAACUGCGGUGGGCUGACGGCGGCCACUACUGAAACUCGAGAGCUGGUAGGGGUGGACGGGCUUGAGACAGUGGUCCCCAAGAAGGGUGGCCGUGCCAUGGUGGUACUGGGGAGCCGGCGAGGCGAGAUGUGCACGGUUCGCAGCCGCGUUCGUGGUGCGGAUGGUGAGUUGACGGCCGUCGAGGUGGAGCUGAACCGAACAAAGGAGGUGGUGACGCUACAGGCGGGCGAGCUAUGCGCCCUGGCGCGAUGA